AAUGAACCCGUUAAAGAUUUCCAAAAUAGUUUUAUAAUUCAAAUCAGUUUGAUGAAGAAACUAAUAUCAAGGUCCUAUUGAUAUAAUUUCAAAUAAACUGAAUAAAUUACUACCUGAUUAUCCUGCAACCUACUUAAAACAAAUGUGUGGACUAUUUAUAUCCUUCUUAUAUAUAAUUGUACAGAAUUGUACGCCAGUUACUGCAAUUAAUUGUACUAUACUGAGUACAAUAUUUUGUUUUAAGUGAAGAUUGUCCGGUAGUGCAAUACCACCCACAACACGUUCUUUUGGAUUUUUUAAAGGAAUUUUAUUUUUUUUAUAAUGUCAGUUCGUUCUGUUUGUAAAAUUAUACAUUUCAGAAGUUCACAGAAAAUGUUGACAACAUCAAUGUAAUAUACAACUGGUUUAUAACAUCAAUGGUAGCUACCCAUGUUCGUUUGUAUGCAACACGUGUACACAGAACCGAUGAUAAAGCUCACGCAUGUUUGCGAAUGGAACUUUAUGGUUGCUUAGAGAAUGAAAUACUCUUACCACUUGGUAUGUCAAGCGGUAUCAUUAAGGAUUCCCAGUUGAUUGGACCCAAUGGACAGAAUGAAAAAUCAGCGAGAUUAUUUGUUGCUGGAGAGGGGAUGAUUCUAGAACGUAGCAAUAUGUAUUUGCAAAUUGAUUUAAUAAAAGCAAAAACAGUUACUGGCAUAUCUAUACAAGGCUCUUACAAAGAAUGGAAUAAACGGUUUGUGAAAAAAUAUGUAUUAAGUUAUUCAAACGACAGUGAAAACUUCAUACAGUUAGAACAGGUUAGUAUCUGGCAUAAAAUUCAAUUUAAUAUGUUAUAUAUAUAUUAUGAAACGUUACGUGUUACAUAUAUUCGUGCUGUGUAAAUUAUUUUUAGAAUUUUUUGGAGAAUGCCGAUUUGGGUGCUGUUUUUGUUUCUAUAUCGCAGCCCACAACAAUGAAAUAUAUUAAAAUAACAGCAAUAACUUGUGAAAACAAGUGUGGUAUGAAAGUUGAAGUUUAUGGUUAUGACCCAGUAUGUUUUGAAACAUUGACAGAUAUGAAUAUCUACAGCAGUAACGGUUCAUCUGUAACAAAUAUUGAUAUUGACAGUCCAUAUGCAUGGUGUGGAACAGAUUCUUCCGAUUAUGUUAACAUUGCAUUUAAUAAACAAGUAGUAAUUUCUGGAAUAAUUUUACAAGGAGAUUCGAAUGAAGAUAGCUGGGUGAAAGAAUACAAAGUACAAUAUGGUGUAUCCAUAUUCAAAUACAUUAGGAGUCUAAUUGGUACCACUGAACGGAUAUCUCCAUUAUCUGUAAACUGGUUAAAUCCCUAGAUCGUUACAAAUUUUCUACACAUUACUCCAACAUCAUGUAACAAUGGCAGAUGUUGUUUAAGAUUUCGAUUAAAAGGAUGUC
Messenger RNA from Hydractinia symbiolongicarpus, 1412 nucleotides. Its product is annotated as neuropilin-1a-like. The record is from RefSeq and is a predicted model, not a curated record. The transcript has 4 exons. NCBI's taxonomy places the organism in Eukaryota, Metazoa, Cnidaria, Hydrozoa, Anthoathecata, Hydractiniidae. The coding region runs from base 953 to 1330 and encodes 125 amino acids.